This is a messenger RNA of Acipenser ruthenus (sterlet), 5526 nucleotides long. Its product is annotated as zinc finger protein 3-like. The record is from RefSeq and is a predicted model, not a curated record. The transcript has 3 exons. Bases 393 to 2006 code for a protein of 537 amino acids. Gene Ontology annotation, biological process: regulation of transcription by RNA polymerase II. Lineage: Eukaryota; Metazoa; Chordata; Actinopteri; Acipenseriformes; Acipenseridae. Gene Ontology annotation, molecular function: RNA polymerase II cis-regulatory region sequence-specific DNA binding; DNA-binding transcription factor activity.
UUCAGCAGGGGGCGCCAAUCUGUUAUCGUGACGUCUCCAUGACAGCAGGAAGAGGAAGUGUGUGCUGGGUUGUUUACAGUGUGUGUGGGUGUUGUUUAGCUACAGAGAAGUUGAAUUUGUCCGCAUGAUUUGUUUGCUAAAGCAAUCGAAGCAGAUACGGUAUCACAGCUUGCACAGUAGUUUACUGAAAGUACGAGUUUUGGAGUUUAUUAUUUUGUUCUUAAUGGCGCCAGAACGCUGUGUACGGAUUGUAUUGUUACAGUAAUUCGCUCUGUCGAUGCUACUUGCUACCUAAAUCAAGUGCUGAUUGAAUAAAAAAGCGAGUCUCCCAAUAUUAUUAAUAAUAAAAUCCCGAAUAAGGAGAAAAUAUCUCAAGCUAACAGUCAGUGAAGAUGGACGUCAGUGUCUCCGUGUCGUUCUUUCAAGACGAGCUCGCCUCUACCAUCGAGCACGCAGUGAAAGCGGCUGUAGACACCGUCUUGUGCCAAAUCACAAAAGUUGUCGGCGGCAAAUUCACUGAAUUCCGAAUGGAAAUGGCUGGAAAGGAGAAAGAGAAUGAAAGUCUGAAGCUGAGAUUGGAAAUAUCAGAGAGCGAGUUGAAAGCGGUGCGAGAAUGCAUGAACGCUGCAGAUGCAGACAUUAAACAACCUCUCAGAAACAUGAACCCCGACUGCAAUGAACAAGACUUUCAGAGGAACGAGAACCAGGGAUUAUUCAUCAGAGUUAAAGAUAAUACAGAGAGGCAGACUUUCACUGAAGCCGAUGAGGGGCUAGACACUGUUUACACACAAGAGGGGAUCUUUGAUCAUGAACAGUGUGCAAGUUUAAUGCAGGUUACACAGCAGACGUCUUUGGAAGGUAAAGAAGCCCCAAGACUUGAGUCUGUCCACAUUAAAGAGGAGGCAACUGAACUGGAACCUGUCCACAUUAAAGACGAGGCCUAUGAAUUUGAACUUGUCAACAUUAAAGAGGAGGCACCUGAACUGGAACCUGUCCCCAUUACAGGGGAAGUUUCUAAAGAAAAUAUACUGGAGGACAAUGUAGUUCAGCUGGGAUCUAGCCAUUGUGUUUAUUGUCCACCUGAAUUGGUCUGCAUGAAACCCAAUCAGUCUGUGUCUGAAGACACUUGUUCUAGUGUUGGAGAAGAGGGCACUGUGCUGGGGUCCAUUCAGAGGAAACUUCACACCCCAGAAGAUGGAAAGGAGGAAGGAGCAAUGCCAUGCACUAGCAGCACAACAUCAGAUAUAGGAAGACACAACUCCACUCCAGCAUCCCAGGGCCAAAUUACUUCCGAUGGCAAGAUGCAGUGCAAAAAACACAGAGAUUCAACACCGCAAGAUGAAUAUGUGAAGAAACUGAGAACAGAGCGCCGAUCACUUACUCUGGGUUACAUAGUGACUCCACAUCCUGAGGCUGUUAACAAUUCUGCAACCCAGGGCAACUUCAUUCCCAGACAAACUCCCCAGCAGAUUCCUUCAGAGCAGAUCUUCUAUCACUGUACUGAAUGUGGCACCAAUUUCAGUGACCUAGGAAACCUGAAAGCACACCAACAGAUUCAUAAAGAACAGACGCCCCAUCACUGUACUGAAUGUGGAAAAAGCUUCAGAUGGGUAGGUGGGCUUAUAACUCACCAGCGUAUUCACACAGGAGAGAAACCCUAUCUGUGUACUGAGUGUGGGAAGAGUUUUAUUCAGAAAUGUAACCUUCAAUCACACCAGCUAAUUCACACAGGAGAGAAACCAUUUCACUGUGCUGAUUGUGGGAAGAGAUUCAGAGGUUCAAAAGACUUAAAACUACACCAGCGAAUUCACACUGGAGAGAAACCAUAUCAGUGUCCUCAAUGUGGGAAGAGUUUCAGUUGGAGAAGCAACCUUAGAAUACACCUCAGAAUCCACACAGGAGAGAAACCCUUUGAGUGUACUGACUGUGGGAAGAGAUUUGUAGAGUCAAAUAAACUAAAGAGGCACCGUCGAGUUCACAGAGAUUUAGUCCGUUUGGACACUUAAAAAAACUAUUCAGUUUACAGAAUGAAAGCACCUCAAUCACACCAGAAUACCAGCAGACCCAUGUGUAUCUCUGUCAGAAUACCAGCACAGACCCAUGUGUAUCUCUGUCAGAAUACCAGCACAGACCCAUGUGUAUCUCUGUCAGAAUACCAGCACAGACCCAUGUGUAUCUCUGUCAGAAUACCAGCACAGACCCAUGUGUAUCUCUGUCAGAAUACCAGCACAGACCCAUGUGUAUCUCUGUCAGAAUACCAGCACAGACCCAUGUGUAUCUCUGUCAGAAUACCAGCACAGACCCAUGUGUAUCUCUGUCAGAAUACCAGCACAGACCCAUGUGUAUCUCUGUCAGAAUACCAGCACAGACCCAUGUGUAUCUCUGUCAGAAUACCAGCACAGACCCAUGUGUAUCUCUGUCAGUUUUAAUUGCAGAUAACUGUUAAAAUAAAUGAAUUAAAAAGUUUAGAAAAAGGUCAAAUCUGAAAAUUCCUGGUCUGCUAUGUAUGCAAAUUAUUAUAGAUCUAAAGCACCUACAGUGCCUAUAGAAAGUCUACACCCCCUUUCAAAAUGUUCACCUUUUGUUGCCUUAUAUCCUGGAAUUAAAAUGCAUUAGAAUAGUUUUUUUUUCAUUUAUCUACACAUCCUACCCCACAACUUCCAAGUGAAAAAAAUAUUCUAGAAAUUUGUAGAAAAUUAAUUAAAAAUAAAAACUGAAAUAGCAUGGUUGGGUAAGUGUCCACCCCCCUUGUAAUAGCAAUCCUGAAUUAGCUCAGGUGUAACCAAUCGUCCUCAAAAUUACACACCAAGUUAAGUGGCCUCCACCUGUAUUAAAUUGUAGUGAUUCACAUGAUUUCAGGAUAAAUUCAGCAGUUUGUUUUGGUUCCCUCUGCUGGUAGUGCAUUUCAAAGCAAAGACUCAACCAUGAGCAACAAGGGACAAAGUUGUUGAAAGGCACAGAUCGGGAUGGGUAUAAAAACAUAUCAAAGGCCUUGAAUAUCCCUUGGAGCAUGGUCAAGACGAUUAUUAAGAAGUGGAAGGUGUAUGGCACCACCAAGACCCUGCCUAGAUCAGGCCGUCCCUCCAAACUGGAUGUCCAAGCAAGAAAGAGACUAAUCAGAGAGGCUACCAAGAGGCCAAUGGCAACUUUGCAAGAGUACAUGCUUUUAUGGCCAAGACUGGUCAAAGUGUGCAUGUGACAACAAUAUCCAAAGCACUCCACAAAUCUGGCCUGUAUGGUAGGGUGGCAAGAAGGAAGACAUUACUCAAGAAAGCCCACCUUGAAUCCCGUUUGAAGUAUGCAAAAAAAACACCCGGGAGAUUCUGUAGCCAUGUGGCAAAAAGUUUUGUGGUCUGACGAAACUAAAAUGGAACUUUUUGGCCUAAAUGCAAAGCGUUUGGUUUGGAGCAAACCCAACACAGCGCAUCAUCCAAAGAACACCAUCCCUACUGUGAAGCAUGGUGGUGGCAGCAUCAUGUUAUGGGGAUGUUUCUCAUCGGCAGGGACUGGGGCACUUGUCAGGAUAGAAGGGAAAAUGAAUGGAGCAAAGUACAGAGAAGUCCUUGAGGAAAACCUGCUGCCCUCUGCAGGAAAGCUGAAACUAGGACGGAAGUUCACCUUUCAGCAUGACAACGACCCAAAGCACACAGCCAAAGCUACACUGGAGUGGCUAAGGAACAAAGUUAAAUGUCCUUGAGUGGCCCAGUCAGAGCCCUGACCUAAAUCCAAUCGAAAAUUUGUGGCAUGACUUGAAGAUUGCUAUCCAUCAACGCUCCCCAAGGAACUUGACAGAGCUUGAACAGUUUUGUAAAGAAUGGUCAAAUAUUGCCAAAUCUAGGGGUGUGCAAAGUUGGUAGAGACCUAUCCCAACACUCACAGCUGUAAUUGCUGCCAAAGGUGCUUCCACCAAGUAUUAACUCAGGGGGGUGACUUAUCCAAUUAUGAUCUUUCAGUUUUGUAUUUUGAAUAUAUAACUUUUUUCCCCUUAACAGUGUGGAGUACGGUGUGUAGAUAAGUGGAAAAAAAUCCUCAUUUAAAUGCAUGAAACUCUGAGGCACUGACACAACAAAAUGUGAAAAAAGUUCAAGGGGGUGUAGACUUUCAUACGCACUGUAUAUGAUGUGAGAUCAGUGUGUGAAUAUACUGCAGCAAUCAUGAAAAAGCAGCAGGUGUCCCUGUAACUGGCUUAUUCCUCAGUGCAGCGGCUGCAUUGACCGACGUGCCUAUCAGGACAGUCCUGGGAGUUCAUGGAAUAGCAAGAUUUGCAGAAAGACAUCAGCAGGAAGCUAUACCUGCAGCAUACAGACAUGUGUCAUGCAUUGCGAUAAGUAGGGCCCUGUGUUUUAAAUGACUUUUUUAUAAUUUAGUAGUCGGCAAUUGUUUUUUGAUCAUUUUCUCCCGUUUGGAAUAGCCAAUUAUUUUUAGGCUCAGCUCACCACUACCACCCCGCGCUGACGCGAGUGGCGAAGACGAAGACACGCGUCCUCCGAAGUGUGCCGUUAGCCGACCGCUCACACAGACUCUCCAUGCAGCCACCUCAGAGCUACAGCGUCGGAGGAUAAUGCAGCUCUGGGCAGCUUACAGGCAGAUUAGACUACAGGGCCAGACUACAGGGGUCACUGGUGUGCGGUGAGCUGAGGACACCCUGGCUGACCUAAGAGCCCCCCCCCGGGUGGGGCUCGGUCAAUUGUGCGCCGCCCCCUGGGAGCUCCCGUCCACAGUCAGCAGUGGAAUAGCCUGGACUCAAACCGGUGACAUCCAGUCUAUAGGGCGCAUCAUGCAGUCCACGUGGAGCGCCUUUACUGGAUGCGCCACUCGGGAGCCCCAAUGACUUGUUUUUUUAACCUGUAAUUUAGUCCUAAAGACACAAGAUGUCGAUAUUACCUCCACUGUAAGCCACAAUGAGAAAUCAUUAAACAGUCAUCUCAUUAUGCUACUUUAACCAUUUUAAUUUGUCAUGCCAUUAUUGCAAAGUAUGUAUUUGCAGAUUAAUAAACAGAACGCUGUAGACGGCUACUGAUAUGCAUUUUACCCCUUACAUCCCUGUGAACACAUAGAACAGGAUUUUAAAAGAGGGUUUUUUCAAUAUUAUUUCAUACAACUCAAAAGUGUAAAUACAUUAUUUAUAGGUUUUAAUUUACCAGAAUACUUUUACGUAAAUCGUUUUGUAAAAACAAAAUUAUAAUAAUUUCCUUUAUGUGCAUCUCAAUAGGCGCAAAUGUGUAUUUAGUCAACAGAAGGGAAGAUACUGUUUUUUUAAUGGAUUUCCCUAUUCUGGCACUGAUCUCUGAACAGUAUAGAUAAUAUAACCAUUUAUUGGAAACUGGGCAUUUGAUAGAUUAUGUAAAACCUGUAAGCUGUGUAUUACUUCUGUGUUUUGUUUUCAUUUGUUUUGUUCUUUGAAUAUAAUGUAAAAAGUUGUUCAUAAAGCACCCAUGAGUGUUGCUUAUGUUUGCAUGAAAGACAGAAACAAACACUUCUCAAUCCUUGUGCAUUAUGUUUUGCUAUUAAACUUAAGCAUCGUCA